AAAUACCGCAAUAACAAUAUUGUUAAGACUUGAGGAUGAAAUUAGAAAUUGUCGUGAUAAGUUUCCUUGCCGUUUUACAAACGGUUUUAAGUUCUGAAUUAGCCGGAGUUAAAACAUCCGAAAACUUCGCCCAUUCUACACUUUUAGAUACAGAUGGGAAUUAUAUUCUCUUUUGGAACUUUAACGAUACACAUGUGACUUUUGAAGUCCAUGUACGAACAAAAGGAUGGGUAGGCUUUGGAUUGUCUGGCAACGGAAACAUGUUUCCUGGUGAUGUUGUUGUUGGGUGGAUCAAAGAUGGAUCUAUCCACUUUUCUGACCGUCAUACAUCCGGGCACAAAAUGCCUGUUAUGGACAAGAAACAAGACUGGAAAUUAUUGUAUGGUGAGGAAAACGAGUUCGGAACCGUGCUGAAAUUUGUCAGAAAGAUAAACACUUGUGAUGACGUUGAAGAUGAGGUCAUCCAGGAAGGAACUAAUCGUAUUAUAUUUGCGUAUAACGAUAACGAUCCUACCGAUGACAACUCGAUCAUGUAUCAUGGAACCACGCGGGGUACCAAGAGCGUGGCUUUACUCAGCCCGAACCCAGUAAAUGGCAACUUGCCAGCAGACAGCCGACAUUUCGACUUCCUUAACCAAAAUUACAUGGUGCCGUCAGAACCUACAACGUACUGGUGCAGGGGUUUUAAGAUGCCACCGAUUGGAAAGCACCACAUGAUCAAGUAUGAAGCAGUUGUUACACCGGGGAAUGAACUUAACGUACAUCAUAUUUUAAUAUACCGGUGUAAAAUUGAUAAUCCGGAUUAUUGGAACGGCAAGACCAGCAUUUGUUAUAACCAUAAUAGAACACUUCCUCAUUGUUCAAGUAUAGUUAUCGCAUGGGCGAUUGGUGGAAAGCCAUUUUAUUUUCCCAAUCACGUGGGUUUCUCUGUUGGGGGACCGGAAGAUGAAGUAUUCUACAUCAUGGAGACGCAUUACGAUAACCCCACUAGACGCUCGGAUAUAAUUGACGACUCUGGAAUCCGCAUAACAAUUACGCCAACCUUAAGGCAGCACGAGGCUGGAAUGUUGGAGUUGGGACACAAAGUCAACUACUUCCAAAUCAUUCCGCCAGGCUUGAGUAACUUCGUAUCAAAGUCUUAUUGUACUGCCAACUGCUUGUCACGUGGGUUUACAGAGAGUAACUUAACGGAGUUCAAAAUCAUCGGGGCUCUUCAACAUUCUCAUCUGCUUGGCGUUGCUAUAACAACACGUCAUUUCAGGAAUGGCGUCGAGCUUAAACCUUUUAUCACGGACCCUCACUACGAUUUCGACUUCCAAGAACUCCGAAUGUUGCCGAAAGAAGUACCCGUAUAUCCGGGAGAUAGUUUCCAGGUCGACUGUACCUACGAUUCGACGAGUCGCACCACACCCACCACGGGCGGUUUGUCAACGAGAGAAGAAAUGUGCUUAACAUUUACCUACUACUAUCCGAAAUUCAAGCUACAAAACUGCUUAUCCCAGCCUAUCUAUGACAAUUUCCCGUUUGAUAAUUCAGAGUUGUAUCACGAGAUAAACACCGUAGAUUGGCAGAACAAGACCGUAGUGGAUUUCUUCCGGUCGCACAUCGACAAAAGCCAGGUGAAAGAAUAUUGUCGCGGAGUGCAUCUUAAACCACAAAAGUCUCGGAUAAUUCCGCCACCACAAACAGCACACCCAUAUGUUGUUCCACAACCAGACUGUUCAUAAUUCACGAGCAAGGACCCGGAAGAUGCAUAUACAAAUGUAUUUGAAUUCUACCCGGAAAAUGUAUAUACAAAAUCCAAGAACAAUUCCACACACAAAUAAUGCAUAAAAAUGUGUACUUUAAAACUAAAAUGUUGAUAAAAAUAUAAUAUAAAAAUGAUUUUUACCAUCAUGUUUUUAUUAUAAUGUUUUAAAAAAAUAAAUAUUCUUGCACCUUGU
Ruditapes philippinarum (Manila clam) is the source of this 1943-nucleotide messenger RNA. RefSeq names its product DBH-like monooxygenase protein 1 homolog. The transcript is spliced from 12 exons. Gene Ontology annotation, molecular function: dopamine beta-monooxygenase activity; copper ion binding. Bases 36 to 1727 code for a protein of 563 amino acids. The record is from RefSeq and is a predicted model, not a curated record. Gene Ontology annotation, cellular component: secretory granule membrane. Gene Ontology annotation, biological process: dopamine catabolic process; norepinephrine biosynthetic process; octopamine biosynthetic process. NCBI's taxonomy places the organism in Eukaryota, Metazoa, Mollusca, Bivalvia, Venerida, Veneridae.